Molecule: messenger RNA, 942 nt
Organism: Ylistrum balloti
Lineage: Eukaryota; Metazoa; Mollusca; Bivalvia; Pectinida; Pectinidae
Exons: 3
Coding region: 114-410 (98 amino acids)
Source: RefSeq, a predicted model, not a curated record
AUUGGUGCGCUCCCUCCCCGGUUUGUAUACACUGAAGGGAUAUAUCUAAGUGGCUCAUUUUCCAUCAACACCUUGACCGGCCUAAGUCCUCUCUUGCAGCCGAACGAAUCAGUAUGGACGGUUUGAUUGACAGCUUGCUUCCAGAAGUCUGGCAAGAGGUGUCUUCCGGCGAACGUGGAGACGGAUUCGUAGAUUACUUCCUCAAUGGAAAUCCAAAACAGGUGGAUGCCAACACACUGGGUCUAGUCAUCUCCGACGAGGACGGCAACGCCCAGAGCGUCGUACUGAAAGGAACAUUGCCCAAUAAAAACCCCCUCAACAAAAUCAGUCGUGUCGAAUUGAAAGUUGGCGAAGACAAAAGUUUGGUUGGAAUCGAUUUAAAUGGAGAUUGUGUUAUUCUGAAGAGCUAAAGAAAACAAAUUGUGUGAUGAAGACAUGAUGUAUAUAUUUAUAUUAACAUUCGCAUAUACCUAAUGUUCACGCCUCAACACAUAAUACGGAUCUAUUUUACGUUUGACAUUAAUAAUAAUAAUAAUAAUACUCCCUGGUUUGCACUUUGUUAACGUAUGGCCGAAAUCUAUGUCAUCACUGACAGUCGCUGUCAGAGAUCAGCAUCAGUACCGGAACCGGAACUUGCCAAUACUUGUUAAAGUUAUCAUCGUUGUUUGACACCUGUUAAGAUCACUGUCUUGUAAAGGCCACAGCCUAACAAACUACUGGCUUUACAACAUCUGUUGGUUGUCAGGCGGUAGAAUUUAACAUUGGUCAUGUUGCACUGUUUAAAAUCCGUGGGUUAUUAUAAUGGUAUCAGUGAUAUAAAUGAUCUGGACAAACGUUUACGAUAGAAAAACGAGAAAGAAGCAAAUGUGUCUGGUCUAUUUGUUUAACAUGCCUAUGUAUGCUGUAAGUCAAUAAUCACCAAAUAAACUGUUUCAUGAACAA